Saccoglossus kowalevskii is the source of this 1008-nucleotide messenger RNA. RefSeq names its product histamine H2 receptor-like. Gene Ontology annotation, biological process: G protein-coupled receptor signaling pathway. Gene Ontology annotation, molecular function: G protein-coupled receptor activity. Lineage: Eukaryota; Metazoa; Hemichordata; Enteropneusta; Harrimaniidae. Gene Ontology annotation, cellular component: membrane. The record is from RefSeq and is a predicted model, not a curated record.
AUGGAAAACCAAACAUUUUACGAAGAUAAUGGCGAUACACGAAAUAUUCUUGAACCGUUGGUUGCAUUGAUCUUGAUAUUUUUAACGGUUUUAGGGAACAUUGUUAAUAUUAUAGUAAUCACCAAAUCGAAGGAUAUUCCCCAAAUACCAAGAUAUUUCAUGAUGUCACUGGCGUUCGCCGAUUUAGGCGUCGGUAUUAAUACCAUAUUUGCAGUGUACCCAGCAAUAUUCGCUCGCUGGCCGUACGGGGACGUAUUCUGCUUCAUCGUUGGAGUACACUCGCAUAUCUUCUGUUCAAUUUCCAUUACGUCACUGCUUCUCGUAAGUAUUGAAAGAUACAUCUCAAUAAACUGGCCACUGCAUUACCAUAAUUACAUCACGGAUAAGCGUGCAAUUAUCGUGAUUAUUUCCAUGUGGGUGAUAUUGGAAAGCUAUGGAUUCCUGUUAGCACUGAUUCAGGAUUUUAAUUUCUAUUGGUUUAAUCCUGGCGUUCUUACAUGUGUACCUGGAUACGGGAAACCGGAAUAUAGGAUCUUCACCGUGGUUGGCCUGGUAGGCUUCCUCGUCAUUCCCACCAUCAUCAUCGUUUAUAUCUAUAUUCGUAUCAUGAAAAUUUCACAGAGGCACUCGCGGCAGAUCGUCGAAGUGAAUACAGCAAAAUCAGGAGAUUCAUCACACACACGCAAACAAACAAGUCAGAAUCUCAAAGCGGCUAAGAUGUUGUUCGUUGUCUCGGGGGCGUUUGAUAUUGCGUGGUACCCGUAUGGUUUAACUGUUAUCUACACAGCGGCUUCUGGCGAUGUGCUCCCUCUCUAUGUGGACUUUGUAACCACAUGGCUUGUCUACUCAAAUAGCUUCUGGAACGUUCUUAUCUACAGCAUUAUGAAUAAGAAAUUUAGAAGAACCGCGCUGCAAUUCUUGCGACAGGCAUUUCACUGUGAGAAAACGACAAAUAACGUCGUCCAUGUUGUGCCAAAAGACACGGACCACAGUGCAUCAACUAUGUAA